Fraxinus pennsylvanica is the source of this 2196-nucleotide messenger RNA. Lineage: Eukaryota; Viridiplantae; Streptophyta; Magnoliopsida; Lamiales; Oleaceae. The record is from the annotation of a GenBank genome assembly.
AUGACAACACGGAAAACGCCUACAUACACAUCCACCAACAAAACUCGCAAGAAGCCGUGGGCGCUUGCUUGCUUCAUUCAUUUUUUGAUACAUCGCAGAACGAACAGGAACCAGUUAUCUACUCUCACUCUGCUAUACACUAGCGGUGCUCUUUCUCUCUCUCUCCGCCCAUUAAUCAUGGCAGAACUUGAUCAGAGUUUUAUUGAGCACGAGCACGAGCACGAGCAGGAGCAAGAGCAGGAGCAGGAGCAGGAGCACGAGAAGGAGCAGGAGCAGGAGCAGGAGCAGGAGCAAGAGCAAGAGCAAGUGCAGGAGCAAGUGCAAGAGCAAGUACAACAAAUAGAACAUGAAGAUGUGGAUGUACAUGAACAUGAACAUGAAUGCAAAGAUGGAAUACUGGAUAACUCACAUCCAGAAAAUAAACUGGACCUUGGAGGUGAUUCGGUUGCUGCAGAGGGUGAGAAAUGGCCUGGAUGGCCUGGGGAGAGUGUUUUCAGGAUUUUGGUGCCUGCACAAAAGGUUGGCAGUAUAAUUGGACGUAAGGGAGAGUACAUUAAGAAAACAUGUGAAGAGACAAAAGCUCGGAUUAAGGUUCUUGAUGGUCCUCCAGGGAUGAGAGAAAGAGCUGUUAUGGUAUCUGCCAAGGAAGACCCUGAUGUUUCACUUCCAUCUGCGAUAGAUGGUCUACUUAGGGUUCACAAACAGGUUUUGGAUGGGCUGGACAAUGAUUCUUCUCAUGCUCCAGCAGGUGUAGGGAGCAAGGUAUCAACAAGGCUACUUGUACCAGCUGCACAAGCGGGAUUUUUGAUAGGAAAACAAGGCACAACAGUGAAAUCGAUUCAGGAAGAGUCUAAUUGUAUUGUUAGAGUUCUUGGAUCAGAAGACCUACCUGUUUUUGCCCUUCAAGAUGAUAGGAUUGUGGAAGUUGUAGGAGAGCCGGCAGGUAUACACAAAGCAAUUGAAUUAAUUGCCUGUCAUCUGAGAAAAUUUUUAGUUGACCGCAGCAUAAUACCAAUAAUUGAAAUGCAAAUGCAAAUGCCCAAUUCGCAGAUGGAACAUAUGCCUCCUGCCCAAUCUUGGGGUCCGCCUCCUCAAGCUUUUCCUCCUAAUGCAGUUGGAGGUCCUGGAUAUGGAGCCAGCCCUCAUUUCAUGCCACCUCCUAGGCAAUUCGAUAAUUAUUAUCCUUCAGCUGACAUUCCACCUCUGCCAGAAAAACAACCUCAUCAGGGUAUAUCAGAUUAUGGAAGAGAAGUGCCAAUGCCAGUGCAUUCAUCAUCGAACCAGCCCAUGCAAUCAAUAAUCACUCAGGUCACACAACAAAUGCAGAUUUCACUAUCUUAUGCUGAUGCUGUAAUUGGUACAGCAGGUGCAAAUGUAAGCUAUAUACGGCGGGUUAGUGGUGCUGCAGUUACUAUACAGGAAACUAGGGGGGUUCCUGGGGAGAUGACAGUUGAGAUUACUGGAACUGCUUCUCAAGUCCAAACAGCUCAGCAGUUGAUUCAGAAUUUCAUGGCAGAAGCUGCAGCCCCUCAAUCAAAGACCGCUCCUGCUGCUGACCAAGGAGGCUAUAAUUCUUAUGCAACUCAUGGUUCGGUAUAUACUCCUCCUUCAAAUCCUAGUCUUGCGGGACAAACUGGAGGCUACUCUUCUUCAUUUUUUGGUGAUUCUCCGCCGAGAUCUCCGAUCAGGUUUCUCCAUGGUAGUUGCUACCAAAAUGCCAUCACCUGGCUAUUUGACAAGUUUCAAACGCNCUAUUUGACAAGUUUCGAACGCCUAAUACCUAGAAGUUCCAGAUCAAGGAGGAUGUCAUGGUCAAUUAGAAGUGCAGCUGAUGGUGGUAGACUAAAUUCUUCCCCAAAUGACACUGGUGGAACUAGGCUUAUUAGGGCCAUCCAAGCUCUACAAGUAAAGUUGAAUGCUAGAAUCAAGGAAUUGAGGAAAAAUCUUCCUGCCAAGUUACUGUUUUUCUUGAUUGGCUUCUAUUGUGCUACGGCUUUUGCAACUGUAAUUGGGCAAACAGGGGACUGGGACGUUCUAUCUGCUGCUUUAACUGUAGCUGUAGUGGAGGGGAUUGGGGCUCUCAUGUACAAGUCUUCACUACCCUUGGUGGAUAACAUAAGAAACUUGAUCACCAUGAGCAAUUAUUGGAAGGCUGGCCUUACCCUUGGUCUUUUCUUGGAUUCAUUCAAGUACUGA